This is a messenger RNA of Loxodonta africana (African savanna elephant), 5754 nucleotides long. It is a transcript of the gene GRHL1, whose product is annotated as grainyhead like transcription factor 1. Gene Ontology annotation, molecular function: DNA-binding transcription activator activity, RNA polymerase II-specific; RNA polymerase II cis-regulatory region sequence-specific DNA binding. Gene Ontology annotation, biological process: regulation of transcription by RNA polymerase II. The record is from RefSeq and is a predicted model, not a curated record. NCBI's taxonomy places the organism in Eukaryota, Metazoa, Chordata, Mammalia, Proboscidea, Elephantidae. The coding region runs from base 114 to 2006 and encodes 630 amino acids. The transcript is spliced from 16 exons. Gene Ontology annotation, cellular component: nucleus.
CACCGCCGCCGCCGCGCGCCCGCCGGCCAGCCGCCGCCUCCUCCCCCCGGAUCGGGUGUACUGUCCCAACCCGAAAGUCCAGUUCUGCGGCCCGGCAGCGGCAAGCCAGCGAGAUGACACAGGAGUACGACAACAAACGGCCAGUGUUGGUUCUUCAGAAUGAAGCACUUUAUCCACAGCGUCGCUCCUACACUAGCGAGGAUGAAGCCUGGAAGUCUUUCCUGGAAAACCCUCUCACUGCCGCGACCAAAGCCAUGAUGAGCAUCAACGGAGAUGAAGACAGCGCAGCUGCCCUGGGCCUGCUCUAUGACUAUUAUAAGGUUCCAAGAGAGAGAAGAUCAUCCACAGCAAAGGCAGAUGUUGAGCCCCCAGAGCCAGAUCACAGCAAAAGAAACAGCAUAGCAAAUGUGACUGAACAGCCGCUCAUUUCCACUGGAGAAAACAGAGUGCAAGUACUGAAAAAUGUGCCAUUUAACAUUGUUCUUCCCCACGGCAACCAGCUGGGUAUUGAUAAGAGAGGCCAUCUAACAGCUCCUGAUACGACAGUCACUGUCUCCAUAGCAACGAUGCCUACCCACUCCAUCAAGACAGAAACCCAGCCACAUGACUUUGCUGUGGGGAUCCCCCCGGCAGUGUAUCAUCCUGAGCCCACCGAACGUGUGGUAGUUUUCGACCGGAACCUUAAUACUGACCAGUUCAGCUCUGGUGCUCAAGCCCCAAAUGCUCAAAGGCGUACUCCAGACUCCACCUUCUCAGAGACCUUCAAGGAAGGCGUUCAGGAGGUUUUCUUCCCCUCGGACCUCAGUCUGCGGAUGCCUGGCAUGAAUUCAGAGGACUAUGUUUUUGACAGUGUUUCUGGGAACAACUUUGAAUAUACCCUAGAAGCUUCCAAAUCACUUCGGCAGAAGCCGGGAGAUAGCACCAUGACAUACUUGAACAAAGGCCAGUUCUAUCCCAUCACCUUAAAGGAAGUGAGCAGCAAUGAAGGAAUCCACCACCCCAUCAGCAAAGUUCGAAGUGUGGUCAUGGUGGUAUUUGCUGAAGACAAAAGCAGAGAAGAUCAGCUGAGGCAUUGGAAAUACUGGCACUCCCGGCAGCACACUGCUAAACAAAGAUGCAUUGACAUAGCUGACUAUAAAGAAAGCUUCAAUACCAUCAGUAACAUCGAGGAGAUUGCUUAUAAUGCCAUUUCUUUCACUUGGGACAUUAACGAUGAAGCAAAGGUUUUCAUCUCUGUGAACUGCUUAAGCACAGAUUUCUCUUCUCAGAAGGGUGUGAAGGGUUUGCCUCUUAACAUUCAAAUCGACACCUAUAGUUACAACAACCGGAGCAAUAAGCCUGUGCAUCGGGCAUACUGCCAGAUAAAAGUCUUCUGUGACAAGGGAGCCGAACGGAAAAUCAGGGAUGAAGAACGAAAACAAAGCAAAAGAAAAGGCAAGUGUACUGACCCCAGCUCCCAGUUGAAUGCCUUUUCUGAUGUUAAAGUGCCAUUGCUGCCCUCUCACAAACGAAUGGAUAUCACAGUUUUCAAACCCUUUAUUGACCUUGACACUCAGCCUGUCCUUUUUAUUCCUGAUGUGCACUUUGCCAACCUUCAGCGGGGCACUCAUGUUCUUCCCCUUGCCUCAGAAGAACUGGAGGGUGAAGGAUCCAACAUGAAAAGGGGGCCGUAUGGAACGGAAGAUGACUUUGCUGCUCCACCUCCUGCUAAACUGACGCGGAUAGAAGAACCAAAGAGAGUGCUGCUCUAUGUUCGAAAGGAGUCAGAAGAAGUCUUUGAUGCCCUGAUGCUCAAGACUCCGUCUUUGAAAGGCCUAAUGGAGGCUAUUUCAGACAAGUAUGAUGUUCCCCAUGACAAGAUUGGGAAAAUAUUCAAGAAGUGUAAAAAGGGGAUACUGGUGAACAUGGAUGACAACAUUGUGAAACAUUAUUCCAAUGAAGAUACCUUCCAGUUGCAGAUUGAAGAAGCAGGGGGAGCGUACAAACUCACCCUCACUGAGAUCUAAAGGCCUACCUUCCCACAACUCCCCAUGAGUUAAAUGAAGGUGUUCAGUAGAUCUUAUUGUUUGGCAAACCACAGGCACACCAGUCCGCCACCUUCCAAGCAGGGUGGAUGUCAAUGGAGGGGAUUCCGUUUGAGUGGAGAUGGAGCAGCAUUUGGCUUGGAGAUAGCAUUUAAUAUAUUGCAUUGGUAUUUUUCAGAAGACAGAGAAAUCCAUAUAUCAUUGUGUUUGAAUUUUUUGAUACAGAUAUUUAAGAUUAAAAAAAAAAUUUUUUUUUUAAGAUUAGAAGUGAAAAAUUUUUUCUAAGAUUUAAUAGACUCUCUGGGAGCCUUUAGGAUAUCUGCUACAUUAUUUAUAUAAAAAAAAAUAUAUAUUGGGAUAUCUACCUUAUGUCUCUUUAACAUUAGUGGGCCUGCUCACUAGUGAAGCCGGGAAAAGCAUUAGGCUCGGCUUUGAGGAUUUCUGCUUUUGCCUGAACUCAGUAGAGCUCUGACUGCCUCAGGUUAGUGGGAGCUGGCGUCUGAAGAGUAAAGGGGUGAGCCCCUUUCUCCCCUAACCUUUCACCCUCCAAUAAAUGUUUACUAAAAUAGGGCAUAUUACUGAAAUCUUCCUUUGCAACAGUCUUGGACAUAUCAGCUGCCUUUCUUAUGAAGAACUUAAAUGGGUUACAGUGCGAAAUCAUUAAGAUAAAGCUGCAUUGUAUAUAAGUGCAAUAUAUUUUUGAAGGUCUGUGUAAAUGUGUACAUACAUCUUAUAUAAAUAUAUAAUAUAUAAAUAUGGUGUCUGUGUACAUAUAGUGAAGAUAUGCAAUAAGAUCUACCUUAAACACUUCCCCUAGACAAAAGGUUAAGUUAUUUUUUAUAACGUACACCAAGCAGAUAAAAUACUGUGUUUAGUGGAAUCCACUAAAAAGCUCUUUCUCUUUGGUCUCCCGAACACAGGCCAUCAUUCCAUAGCAUAGCAAAACCUCAAAUGACAGAGAUGCUGUUUGCUAUAGAGAAUGUCAUUAUUUGGAUCCCUGCACUGUUUAACAUAUGAAGUAAAGGAAAACUACUGCAGUUGAUACCUGUUGUGUAUGCUAGGAUCAGUCAGAUGUCCCCGUAUGGAGUGAGCAAACACAGUAACAUAUUGUAAUGAUCCUGUAGUACAUGCUACAACUCAAAAUCGGAGUUCUUCCUAAUCGUCCUAUUAGGAGGUUUUGAUUUUACCAUGUUUCAGAGCCUUCCUGCUUUGAUGAUCGUAUACGUUAACAAUUCUAGAAAGCAUUUAUGAAUUCCUGAGAGUAUCUUACUAUGGCAGAGGGACAUUUUGUACACAUGUUUAAAUAUAUUAAAAUACUAAAAAGUGUAAGUUUAUCACAGAAAUAAAAUCACGGGUAUCUUUAGGUUCAGGGAACUAGGUCAUUUGUAUACGUAGGACUGAUAGUUACAUUCUUAUAUUAAAAUAUUCUAAUGAAGUAUGUGAACUAAAUUGCCGGUUUUCUAAUAUAAGGUAUCAUGGGACACGGGUCAUAUAACAAUAUUUUAUAUUUUGUUUUAUGAACUUGAUUUCUUCUUGUUUAUUGUUUUUAAUUGUAUCAUUGAAGAUGUAUUUUAAACCAAGGGGAUUAAAUUUUAUAUGUCUAUUUUGUAAUAUGUCUUUCUCGUUAUUCGAUUCGACUUUAUCCUUUCAUUAGUCAGUGAAGCAGAAUUUGAGCUCUUGAAAUAUUAGAACUGAAAAGAAUCUCCUUAGCACUUUGUCCUUAUUUCUUAACAUGUAUACCUCAACCUCUUCCUUCAGGUUAGUUUUUCCUUUAAAAAAAAAAGCCAGGGAGCCCUGAAUAAUUUUUCAACUAUUACCAAAACAUAACCACUAAAGCUGAAGAUAAAGCUUUGAAAACUAAAAUCUUAGUGUUUUCACAAGCUUAGCAGACGAUGUUUAGUUCAAAAUCUACCCAUAAUGUUUAAAUUCAUCAGAAAUUUCUAAAUCAAACAGCUGUCCUGAGCAUAUUCAGAUAAGCAUAUUCAGAUAAGGGCCUAAAUGUGAUAGACACUGAAAUAUGUUUUUAAGGCAUACAGAAUCAAAUGAAUGCGCUAAGCUCCCUAAUGGAUUUCCUGUGGCAUCUCUGCAUUUUUCACUCUGAUCCUUGGGCCUAAAGUCAAGAAUCCUUUCCAGCAUACUCAGUCCCUGGCUGUUCAGCAGUUCCAGAGUCUAGCUUAGCAUACAUAGGAAGCCAUGUGGGCUCUGGAUCAUACACUCUCUUGGAGCCUUUUCUUCCAUGACUUCCCUACACUCUACUUUUUACUAAGGCUCCGUGGAACUUCUUAGGGUUUCCUCACAGUCCUUGCCUUCCCACAAACUGCUCUCUUCUCCCCUUGUCACUUAGCUUUUACUUCUGCCUCAAAACCAGGCUUUCCCUUUGAGGCCACAAGCUUUUCCUGAUCUCCCCAGUGGCUCAUGCCAGGCUUCCUCAGCACACAAUGCAGCCUCUCUCCUGGCACUCACUACUCUAUUGUACUUCAAAGCUUGCCAGUCGUCCUCACAAUAUCUGAUUUACCUGAGAACAGGUUUGAUGUCUUAGUCAACUUUAGAUCUUUGACACUCAACAUAAUGCUUGUUGCAUAGCAUUUGGUAAUGAUUUUGUGACAAUUAGGUAACUCUGUGCCUCAACCCAGUCACUUGUAAGACAUCUCCAAAGAGAUUUUUUAGAAGUUACUAAGCUCGGAAACCCUGGUGGUGUAGUGGUUAAGUGCUACGGCUGCUAACCAAAAGGUUGACAUUUCAGAUCCACCAGGAGCUUCUUAGAAACUCUAUGGGGCAGUUCUGCUCUGUCCUAUAGGGUCACUAUGAGUUGGAAUCGACUCAGCAGCAACGGGAGAGACGGACAGAAGCUCUAACAUUAGUCUGAGCUGGACCUGGACCUGUAGGCUACAGAGUAGGGCCAGUAGGCUAGAGGCUGUCUAUUCAACAGAGUGACAAUCAAAGCAUAAGUCCCUAACAGACAGUGGCCCAAAAAAAGGAGGUUUCAAGGAGAAAACAUUAUUAGAAAGGAGUAAUAAGGGAAGGCUGGAUAGAACACCAGGAAGUGAGACUAGAUGGACCUGACCCUUCGUAUAAACUGUUCACAGUGUGCUUUCACAUUCAUUAUUUCAAUUUAUCCAUUUACCCUCUUAAGGAAUCAUAGUAUUUUUCUCUAUAUUAACAAUAUUUUCAUCUUACCGUAAGUAACACAGUUGGUAAGGGACGUAGCCAGGCUGUGAAUCUAGGUCUUCUCACUCCAGUGCUCUCUCCAAGCCCAAGGGCAACAAGUGGGAUACGGAAUAACAACAAUAGCUACAUAAAUUAUUUCUUCUCUUGUUCAAGUCUCUAAUGUCUUAAAAAAUAAAACACGCAUAUACACUUCUAUGAUUUUGACCCCUUUAGCUAUCAUCCCCUUCAAAUCUUUUAACCAAACGUAUAAAUGUAACAGAUACUAAGAAAUUAAAAAGUAAGCAAUUAGCAUGAAUGUUAGAACCCUAUGGGGAGAUUUCUUGGAGGAAUAAAAGUUCCCUACUUCCCAACCCCUGGUGAAGGAGCCCUGGUGUACAGUGGUUAAAGCCCUCUGCUACUAAGUGAAAGGUCAGCAGUUCGAACCCACCAGCUGCUCCAAAGGAUAAAGAUGUGGCAGUCUCUUCCGUAGAAGAUUUACAGUCUUAGAAACCCUAUGGGGCAGUUCUACCCUGUCCUGCAGGGUGCAUAUGAGUUGGAAUUGACUCAGUGGCAAUGCAUUAGU